AUGAACAUUGUGUUUACUCUUAUCUUUUCUUUCACAGAUGGAUGCCCAGACACUUUGGUGCCGGAAAGUGAUAAACUUAUUUCACGGGACCAUAACAAAGAAGAUUUGGCUUUACAUACAUCUGAAACUUUGAAUAAUGUAACUUCGUGUUAUUCUGGAGAAAUAGGCGUCCCUUCUUGCGAUUUAACUACGCAUAUCAUUGAAGGUGGUAGUGGAGACGGCUCUGGCUACGAAUUCCACUCUCAACAUGAGGUAUCUAGAGGGGUUUUUGCGACCUAUCCCAGACAUCACGAUGACCACUCUUAUCCUAGCACUCAUGCUUAUCAACGACCGCAUAAAAUAUACGCGUCUCAAUUAACCGAUAGGUCUAGCUUUACUUUGCCAGGUCGUGCGCUCCAUCCAGAGAAUACCAAGUUGUCGGCAUUAGAGACUACAACGGUGCUUCCAGAUUUGACAAGUACUCAACAGGCAGAAGCAGGGGCCAGAAAGUCGUCAACCGGAAAGAUCCGUGCUCUGCAAAUUCGGCAACGCAAUGUUUGGCCCGAGCAGCCUGCUAUAGAUCAGCAUGCUUAUUCCAAUCGUAUUGAUCCUUCAGAGCUUCCCCACAACCCGUCAAAUUCUGAUCUACGAGUGAAGCACAAUCACUCGGGUCAUUCUGGCUCACAUGAAUCAAACAAUGUGGCAACCAAGAACCGCAAACAUAGUAUUGGCAGCCUUAGGGGUUUACUAAGGUAA
Molecule: messenger RNA, 735 nt
Organism: Protopolystoma xenopodis
Lineage: Eukaryota; Metazoa; Platyhelminthes; Monogenea; Polystomatidea; Polystomatidae
Source: the annotation of a GenBank genome assembly